AUGAGUGACAACAACCCUGGCUUUGUCGAACCCACCGACCUUGCCCCGGCCACAUGCAAGGUCGUCUCCGCCGCGACUGUCGCGGAGAAACUCCUCCAGGAGGUGAAGAGCUCGCUGCAGAAGUUUGAUAGGGCGCCAUUGUUGGUGGGGUUUUUGGCAAAUAAUGACCCGGCUGCGAGGAUGUAUGCGAAUUGGACCGAGAAGACUUGUACACAAAAUGGGUUCAAAUUUGAGCUGCGCGAGGUGGACAAGGAGGAUCUGGAGGACAGUAUUCUUGCAGCAAAUGUGGACGACAAUGUUGAUGGUAUCAUUGUCUACUUCCCUGUGUUUGGCAAUCGCCAGGACCAAUACCUCCAGCAGGUGACUGCCAUGAACAAAGAUGUCGAGGGCCUUUCCCACAAAUACCUCUUCAACAUGUACCAAAACAUCCGCUUCCUGGAUGCUGCGCAAACGCAAAAGUCCAUCCUCCCGUGCACACCUCUCGCGGUCAUCAAGAUCCUUGAGCAUAUUAGAGUCUACAACUCUAUCCUCCCGUACGGAAACCGCCUGUUUGGGAAGACCAUCACUGUCGUUAACCGCUCCGAGAUUGUCGGCCGCCCUUUGGCAGCGCUGUUGGCGAACGAUGGUGCGAGCGUGUACAGUGUUGAUAUCACAGGGAUUGAACACUUCACGAGAGGAGAGGGAAUCAGGAAGAGGCAGCACCAGGUGCAUAGUACUGAGCUGAAGCUCGAGGAUGUUGUCCCUAGAAGUGAUGUGGUGAUCACGGGUGUGCCGAGUAAGGACUAUAAGUUCCCAACGCAUUUGCUGAAAGAGGGAGCUAUUUGCAUCAACUUCUCGUCUGAGAAGAACUUUGACCCCAGUGUAAAGGAGAAGGCGUCAAUCUACGUCCCUGCCAUUGGAAAGGUCACAAUCACUGUGCUUCUCAGGAAUAUUCUUAGACUGGCGGAAAACCGCCGUGGUACCAAGCAGGUUGAGGAAGGAAAGUCCGCGUGA
Messenger RNA from Morchella sextelata, 993 nucleotides. RefSeq lists its product as uncharacterized. Bases 1 to 993 code for a protein of 330 amino acids. The transcript has 5 exons. NCBI's taxonomy places the organism in Eukaryota, Fungi, Ascomycota, Pezizomycetes, Pezizales, Morchellaceae. The record is from RefSeq and is a predicted model, not a curated record. Gene Ontology annotation, molecular function: methylenetetrahydrofolate dehydrogenase (NAD+) activity; methylenetetrahydrofolate dehydrogenase (NADP+) activity. Gene Ontology annotation, biological process: purine nucleobase biosynthetic process. Gene Ontology annotation, cellular component: cytosol.